AUGGAUUCGUCCUCGUCCUCUCCGAGGCCGGUGACGAGGACGGCGUCGAGGUGCAUCCAGGAGACGGCGCGGGGCACGCACGUGUUCACGGUUGAUGGGUUCAGCCUGCACAGCAGCCUCGGUGCCGGCGAGUACGUUGAGUCCGGCGUCUUCGUCGUCGGCGGCUAUGAAUGGCGCCUCCGCUACUACCCUGACCGGGACAAUGACAUUGGCGCCGACGCCGACGCCGGCGACGAUGACGAUGGCGAGCGCUGCAUCUCCUUCGUCCUCCAACUCCUUAGCAAGGGCGUCGAGGUGCACGCGUUCUUCAGCUUUCGAUUGCUCAACCACGAGACAGGCAGGUCGCAGCUGGUAUACAGCACCAGCGAACGCCAUGUGUUCGACAACACGGGUCGCAAGAUUGGCUACGGAGACCACGCUUACCAUGACACCGGUGGCCUCAUCACGAGGGGAGAGCUAGAGGAGUCCGCGUUUCUCCGCGAUGACCGUCUCGUGAUCGAGUGUGACGUCACCGUCAUCAAGAGGCUUCGGGUGAUCGACAGGGACCACCGGCGGCGCCGGCGACCUUCCCCACCAGCAUCCGACCUAUCCAUGGACAUCGUCCGGAUGCUCAGGGACAAAGUAGGCACCGACGUGCUCGUCAACGUUGCCGGUGAGGUCAUCGCUGCACACGGGGUGGUGCUGGCAGCACGGUCGCCGGUGUUCAAGGCGCAACUCUACGGCCUGAUGAGGCCGACCGUGAGAUGGCAGCAGAAGCAGAUUGCUGUCCAUGACAUGCAGCCUGUAGUCUUCAGGGAGCUGCUUCAUUUCAUGUACACCGACUCCAUCUCCCUCUCCACAGAUUCCCUCGAUAGAGGCGACAAGACGGAGAUGAUCAAGAAUCUGCUCGUGGCCGCCGACCGGUAUGCCGUCGAUAAGCUGAAAAAGAUCUGCGAAGACAGCCUCUGCGAGUGCCUCAACGUGGAGAAUGUGGUGAGCAUGUUCGCCAUGGCUGAUCAGCACAGUUGCUACAGGUUGAAGGAUGCCUGCGCUGAAUUCAUGGCUUCGUGGGAGAGGUUGGACCGUGUGGUGGACAGCAGAGAGUAUGGCCGGCUCAAACGAUCUAGCCCAGCUCUCUUGUUAGAUGCCGUUGAGAGAGCGGUUAAAUCUCAGAAGAUUAGAGAGGAGACAUGCUGCCAUGUAGAGCCCAGUCAAAAAAUGUUUUGA
This is a messenger RNA of Oryza brachyantha (malo sina), 1206 nucleotides long. Its product is annotated as BTB/POZ and MATH domain-containing protein 2-like. NCBI's taxonomy places the organism in Eukaryota, Viridiplantae, Streptophyta, Magnoliopsida, Poales, Poaceae. The transcript has a single exon. Gene Ontology annotation, biological process: protein ubiquitination. Gene Ontology annotation, molecular function: protein binding. Bases 1 to 1206 code for a protein of 401 amino acids. The record is from RefSeq and is a predicted model, not a curated record.